AUGGCUGAGCCAAACCCUCCAGCCGCCCCAGCUGCGCCCGCCGCAGCGGCAGCACCACCACCACCGAAGCCACCCGUGCAAAACCCGGCCCUCCGAAUGAUGGGCCUGCCCGCCCUGCCACGAAAGCUGCCCUCCCGCAACUGGAUGAUCUUCUGGACCCUCUCCUCCGCGCUGGCAGCCACCAUAAUCUACGACCGCCGCGAGAAGAAGCGCGCCACCGCCCGCUGGGCCCACGCCGUCGAGCACCUUGCCAAGCGGCCCCUCGCCAACCCGAGCCAGAUGCCGCGCAAGGUCACCAUAUACCUCGAGGCGCCCCCCGGCGACGGCCUGCGCGUCGCCCAGGACCACUACAGCGAGUACAUCAAGCCCGUCCUGGCCGCCAGCGGGCUGGACUGGGACUUCGUGCAGGGCCGGCAGCAGGGCGACAUCCGCGCCGCCGUGGCCGAGAGGGACGUGGCCGCAGAAGCCGCCACGGGGGAGCUGCCGACCGAGGAGGACCGCAUCGACGCCUGGCGCCAGGCACACGGCGUCCCGCUCUACGACGGCGUGCGCGGCGACAUCGUGAUCGGCCGCCACGCCUGGAAGGAGUACACGCGCGGCCUGCACGAGGGCUGGCUGGGCCCCUUGGAGGCGCCGCCGCACGCGCAGCCCGACCCGGAGCCCGAGUCCGAGCCGGCCGACGCCGAGGCGGACAGCAACAAGACCAAGCGGCCGCCGCAGAUAAAACCGUACAACUCGCCCGAGGACUACGCGACGGCCCACCUCCCCAUGCUGGUUCCCUCCGAGCUGGCGCCCUCGGUGCCCCUGACCUUCCCGCACAUCCUCGGCUUCCUCAACACGCCGACGCGCUUCGUGCGCUUCCUGACGAGGCGGAAGCUGGCGGAUGAGGUCGGGCGCGAGGUCGCCGCCGUGUGCCUGGCCGCGUACCGCGAGUACCGCGAGGAGCCCGGCACGGAUGACAGCCCAGAUGCUCACUGGGAGCAGCAGAGGGCCCUGGCGCACGAGGAGAAGGACUGGGUCAAGUCCGUGUGGAAGGAGGACAAGGAGGAGAAGAAGACCGCCACGAAGAAAGGUGACGAUGCCAGCCCGCUCGCGUCAGGGAGCGAGCUUGUUGAUGGGUCCAAGCCGGCUGUCGCUGCCAAGGAGAAGAUCUGGCCCAGGCCCAUGGUCAUCGACCAGCGGAUCGGCAUGCGGAUGAGGAGGUUCGAGCUGCUGCCUGAGGAUGAGGAGCGGGCCAGGGGCAUCGUCGUCCCUGAAGAAGAGGUCGAGGGGUGGGACCAAGAGCAACUUGAGGGCCCUGUGGAGAUGGACCGUCAGCAAUUUCCAAAAGGAGGAGCGGAAGGUCCCCACGAGUUUCGACGACGAAUUUGA
Molecule: messenger RNA, 1371 nt
Organism: Diaporthe citri
Lineage: Eukaryota; Fungi; Ascomycota; Sordariomycetes; Diaporthales; Diaporthaceae
Exons: 3
Coding region: 1-1371 (456 amino acids)
Source: RefSeq, a predicted model, not a curated record